ACCAAGAAUCAUUAUUCCCUCGUUUAUUCAGAUCAUAACAAUUAUCACAACUGGAAAACAAAUAUCUGUUACAGGCCAACGCUUCACAACAAGAAACAAGGAGAGGUUCUUGUUCCUCUGCUCAAACACAACCAGCUCAACCCUCUCUCUGCUCAUUACCCUCUUCCUCAGCCUGCUGCUCUGCUGUUGGAGUUCAUCGAAAUUCAGUCCCAAGGAGGGGGAAAAGACUGUUUCUGUUGAGCCCUACUGAUCUCAUUUCGCCCACUGUGGAAGAACUAUAUCGUAUCAAGCAACCCAAAGGGCUUCAACCGCCAAUGGUUAUUGAGGGUGCUGGGUAAGAAGCCAUAUGAUGGCCACCACUGCAGUCAUUGGACUCACUGCAGGAAACAGACUCUUGCCUUCUUCUUUCCAUUACUGUUCGGAUCCUCCCGAGAAGCUCUUCUGUAGCAGCAGCUCCUCCUCCGAACAUGGAUCAUCCCACUCUCAAUUCACUUCAUCGAGAAGCAUUGUAGUUGCCAAGAAGUCAUCAUCGUCACAUUAUGGCCCUGGCUACCAGGGUUCCAAUAGGACCACGCAUUCCAUUAAGGCCCUGAAAGACCAUGUUGACACUGUAACUGCUGCAACCACAUUGCCCGAAACUACUUUCAAGGAUUUGGAAGAAGAAGAAGAUGAAGAAGAAAGUUGUGAUGUUCUUGGCUACUCGGUAGAGGCGCUUCUUCUGUUACAAAGGUCUAUGCUGGAGAAGCAAUGGAGUCUCUCAUUUGAGGAGAGGCCGGAUUCAUCAUCUGCUGUUGGUAAGAAGAAAGGAAAGAAGAAGAAGAAGGUUCCAGUAGUUACCUGUUCUGGGGUCUCUGCACGGCAAAGGAGAAUCAACACUAAAAGAAAAACUGUAGGCCAGAGUAGUAUUAUCCCUGAGCUGGUGCACAAUCGCUUGACUGGUUAUGUGAAGGGUGUGCUGAGUGAAGAACUGCUCACUCAUGCAGAAGUUGUGCGCCUGUCCAGGGUUAUUAAAGCUGGUCUCUCCUUGGAGGAACGUAAAUCCAGGCUGAGAGAAAGACUGGGAUGUGAUCCCUCGGAUGAACAACUGGCGGAUUCCUUGAAGAUAUCUCGUGCUGAACUGCAUUCCAAACAGAUGGCUUGUUCAUUGGCAAGAGAGAAGCUGGCAAUGAGCAAUGUUCGCUUGGUUAUGUCGAUAGCGCAAAAGUAUGACAACAUGGGUGCCGAACUGGCUGACCUUGUUCAGGGAGGUCUGAUUGGACUGUUGCGUGGCAUAGAGAAGUUUGAUUCUUCCAAGGGUUUUAAGAUUUCUACCUAUGUUUAUUGGUGGAUUCGUCAGGGUGUCUCCAAAGCUUUAGUUGAGAAUUCAAGAACCUUAAGGCUACCUAAUCAUCUGCAUGAGAGGCUAGGCCUCAUAAGGAAUGCAAAGAUCAGACUCGAAGAGAAAGGAAUAACACCAUCCAUUGAUAGAAUUGCAGAGUCACUGAAUAUGUCAGAGAAGAAAGUUAGAAAUGCCACAGAGGCGGUUAACAAGGUCAUCUCGAUGGAUCGGGAUGCUUUCCCUUCCUUGAAUGGCCUUCCUGGAGAAUCCCACCAUAGUUACAUUGCAGAUAAUCACUUGGAGAACAACCCCUGGCAUGGUGUAGACGAAUUGGCACUCAAGGAUGAAGUGAACAAGCUAAUCGAUUUGAGUCUUCAAGAACGAGAACGAGAGAUCAUACGCCUUUACUAUGGCCUCGACACAAAAUGCUUUACGUGGGAGGACAUCAGCAAACGCAUUGGGUUGUCGAGGGAAAGAGUGAGGCAAGUUGGGCUGGUUGCAUUGGAGAAGCUAAAACUUGCAGCGAGGAAAAGGAAAAUGGAAGCCAUGCUACUCAAGCAUUAAUUGAGUAUAAGAAGAAAAAAGAACACAACUUUACUGUGUAGUGUAUAUAAACAGGAAAAGGGAAGGAAAUCUGUAUCAAAAUUCUCUUGAAAGUUUCUCCUUUUCUCUUUUGUUUUUGUUUUUUUAAUCAAGAGUGAGUAUCUUGAUUGGAAACUCCAAGGAAAACCCAAUUUGUAGAGAGUUUGAUCAUCAUCAACACACGCCUACUGACUAAGAGCUUUUGUAAGAAUAUGAGAAACAAAAAAGGUUUUUUCGUUGCAAAUCUGUGGCCAUGAAGUUACGUUAUUAUAUUUAAAAGUUAGAAUACAGAAAUUUUGAGAUACAAUGGGAGGAGAUAGGGUGCUAAUACCAUUAAGUGUUAGCAACAUGUUUGGGGUGGGCAACGGGACGGGAUGGGAUACUCGUCCCGUUUGAAAUGGAAAUCCAGACUCAUUUGAAGAGCAAUCUCCAUCUCACAUCUCAAACUCGUACAGGUCAACGGGUACUCAUUACCCGUACGGAAUGAAUAACGGGUAUCCAUACUACUUGUAUAUACUCGUCCAAU
Messenger RNA from Linum tenue, 2426 nucleotides. The record is from the annotation of a GenBank genome assembly. NCBI's taxonomy places the organism in Eukaryota, Viridiplantae, Streptophyta, Magnoliopsida, Malpighiales, Linaceae.